UUAAGAACGAUGAUCAGGCGUGUUUUGCUUGGGCCAUUACAUCUGCUUUAUAUCCUAUACAUAAAAAUUCUGAUAGAAUUUCUUCAUACCCACAUUACUCCACAGUCCUGAAACUGAAAGGGAUCCAGUUCCCCAUGACAGCCAAGCAGAUCCCUAAUUUCGAGCGUCAGAAUGAUGUAUCUGUUAACGUUUAUAUCCUACAAAAAGAAAAAAGUCGUUUGCCACAUUACCAACUUACCUUACAAAGGAUAAAGAAGAUCGACAUGUGAACUUGCUCCUGGUUCAAGAUCGUUAUGAUGAUGCUCCUACAACAUACCAUUAUGUGUGGAUAAAAAGCCUCUCCAGACUACUAUCGAAACAGCUUAGCAAAGAAGAUGGUCGGAAGUUCUUUUGUGAUCGAUGCCUCCACUACUUUCGAUCGCAAGAAAAGCUCGACAAACAUCUUGAGGACUGCAAGAAGUUUAAUGAGACUGCGAUCAAGAUGCCUGAACCUGGAAAAAACAUCCUCAGGUUCAAGAACUAUAAUAAUAAAGAAAAGACCCCUUUCAUUGUAUAUGCCGAUUUAGAGAGCGUUCUAAGACCCACCAACGAUCUUAAGAAACCACAGGAAUACGUGCCGGCGGCUGUAGGGUAUUAUGUUAAGUGCAGUUAUGAUGAUACCCUCUCUUAUUACAAGGCACAUCGGGGUGCUGACUGUAUGCAGUGGUUUGCUGAGGAGAUGGCUCAACUUGCAGAGGACAUGGCUACCGUGUUUUGGUGUCCUUAUGAUAUUAAUAUGACACCUUCUCAGGAAGAUGAGUUUCGAAAAGCCACUCAUUGUCAUAUAUGCGAGGAACCAUUCGGACCUGAAGAUAAGAAAGUGUGCGAUCAUGUUCAUUUAAUCCCCGAAAACAACUACCGCGGAGCAGCACAUGAAGGGUGUAAUAUAAAUUACAAAGACACUCAGAUUGUGCCGAUUGUCUUUCACAAUUUAUCAGGAUAUGAUGCACACUUUAUCAUUACAGAUAUUGCCACACGAAUGUAG
Messenger RNA from Psylliodes chrysocephalus, 1024 nucleotides. Lineage: Eukaryota; Metazoa; Arthropoda; Insecta; Coleoptera; Chrysomelidae. The record is from the annotation of a GenBank genome assembly.